AUGACUGCAAGGAUGAAGGGUCAUGACUCUCUGGAAAGCCUGGAAAAUGGUUCCUCUGAAGUACAGAGAGAAAACAGUACGUGUUCAAAAGUGAACUGUGACUUCCGCAUCAAAGUCCAGUGGGUCAAGUUCGAGUUGUACCUGUCAAGUUCAGUCUUUAUAGUUGGCCACACUGACUUUCACAGGGCUAAAAAUCUCACUGCAUACAUUUUGCACUGCUCCACUGCUGACCGUUACAUGAUUAAGGCAGUGGAAUGGCAAUGUGAUGAAGCUACUAAAAGAGCCUGCUACAGCAAAGGCAAAUCAAAGGAGGAGUGCCAAAACUACAUUCGAGUACUUCUUGUUGGAGGCAACCAUCUCUUUACCUGUGGAACCAACGCAUUCACUCCUAUCUGCACCAAUCGGACGUUAAGUAACUUGACAGAGAUACACGAUCAAAUCAGUGGCAUGGCUCGUUGUCCUUACAGCCCUCAGCACAACUCCACUGCUCUUCUGACUUCCAGUGGGGAAUUAUAUGCUGCUACAGCCAUGGAUUUUCCAGGAAGGGAUCCUGCCAUCUAUCGCAGCCUGGGGGCCCUUCCUCCUCUCCGCACUGCCCAGUACAACUCCAAGUGGUUGAAUGAGCCAAAUUUUGUGUCAUCUUAUGACAUCGGGAACUUUACCUACUUCUUCUUCCGGGAGAAUGCAGUGGAACAUGACUGUGGGAAAACAGUCUUCUCUCGUGCUGCUCGGGUGUGCAAAAAUGAUAUUGGUGGCAAGUUCGUGCUGGAGGAUACCUGGACAACCUUCAUGAAAGCUCGGCUGAACUGCUCUCGUCCUGGAGAAAUUCCAUUUUACUAUAAUGAACUACAGAGCACUUUCUUCCUCCCAGAAUUGGACUUGAUCUAUGGGAUUUUUACCACUAAUGUGAACAGCAUUGCAGCCUCAGCAGUUUGUGUUUUCAACCUGAGUGCCAUAACUCAGGCCUUUAAUGGACCCUUCAAAUACCAGGAAAACUCUCGUUCUGCUUGGCUUCCAUAUCCCAAUCCUAACCCUAACUUUCAGUGUGGCACCAUGGACCAGGGUUUGUAUGUAAAUCUGACUGAGAGGAAUCUGCAAGAUGCUCAAAAAUUCUUCUUAAUGCAUGAGGUCGUUCAACCAGUUGUUCCAAUUCCUUACUUCAUGGAAGACAAUAGCCGAUUUUCCCAUGUGGUUGUGGAUGUCGUGCAGGGCAAGGACAUGCUUUUCCAUAUCAUCUAUCUUGCCACAGACUAUGGUACUAUUAAGAAAGUACUUGCCCCAAUGAACCAGACUUCCAGCAGCUGCCUGCUUGAGGAAAUUGAACUCCUACCAAAAAGUCAACGAGAGCCCAUCAGAAGCCUUCAGAUCCUGCACAGCCAGAGUGUCCUUUUUGUGGGCCUUCAGGAACAUGUGAUUAAGGUCCCUCUGAAGAGAUGCCCCUUUUACAAAACAUACAGUUCGUGCAUUGGAUCCCAAGACCCUUACUGUGGCUGGGACAUGGUGAUGAAGAAGUGUACAACUCUGGAAGAAAGUCUGAGCAUGAGUCAAUGGGAGCAAAGCAUUACUGUGUGUCCAAUGAGGAAUCUGACAGUGGAUGGGCAUUUUGGAACAUGGUCUCAGUGGAAACCUUGCACCCACACCGACGGUGCCAGUGUUGGCUCCUGCCUCUGCAGGACACGUGUGUGUGACAGUCCUGCUCCCCAGUGCGGAGGUUGGCUGUGUGAAGGACCAACCAUGGAGAUUGCCAACUGUUCCAGAAAUGGAGGCUGGACACCAUGGACUUCUUGGUCACCUUGUAGUACCACUUGUGGAAUAGGCUUUCAAGUUCGUCAGCGUUCCUGCAGCAAUCCAACCCCUCGACAUGGAGGACGUGUCUGUGUGGGACAGAAUCGUGAGGAGAGGUACUGCAAUGAGCAUUUGUUGUGCCCCCCUCAUGUGUUUUGGACAGGCUGGGGUCCAUGGGAACGCUGCACUGCACAGUGUGGAGGAGGGAUCCAGGCACGGCGUAGGACUUGUGAAAAUGGUCCUGACUGUCCUGGCUGCAGUGUGGAAUAUCAGCCUUGUAAUACCAAUGCCUGUCCAGAAUUAAAAAAGACAACUCCUUGGACGCCUUGGACCCCAGUCAAUAUUUCAGACAAUGGUGGCCACUAUGAACAGCGUUUCCGAUACACCUGCAAAGCGCGCUUGCCUGACCCAAAUUUGCUAGAAGUUGGAAGGCAAAGGAUUGAAAUGCGCUACUGUUCCAGCGAUGGCACCAGUGGAUGCUUGACAGAUGGAUUGUCAGGGGAUUUCUUGCGUUCUGGACGAUACUCUGCUCAUACCAUCAAUGGUGCCUGGUCACCCUGGUCUCCAUGGUCUCAGUGCAGUCGUGACUGCAGUAGAGGUAUACGGAAUCGCAAGCGGGUCUGCAGCAAUCCUGAGCCCAAGUACGGGGGACUCCCUUGCCUCGGCCCAUCGCUAGAGUACCAGGAAUGCAACAUUUUGCCUUGUCCAGUGGAUGGAGGCUGGUCUUGUUGGUCAUCUUGGUCAAAGUGCUCAGCAACUUGUGGAGGAGGGCAUUACAUGAGAACUCGCUCCUGUACAAAUCCAGCACCAGCAUAUGGAGGAGACAUCUGCCUUGGACUGCACACUGAAGAAGCACUCUGCAACACACAGCCGUGUCCAGACAGCUGGUCUGAGUGGUCUGAGUGGUCCGAGUGUGACUCGUCCGGCCUCCAGUUCCGUGUUCGUCAGUGCAUCAUUUUGUUUCCCGUGGGCAGCCAGUGCACGGGCAACACAACGGAGAGCCGAGCCUGUGCUUUGGACUCCAAUGUUAUACCAGUCAUCCUUCCACCUGUCAGCAUAGAAGAAAAACGAUGUGGCGAGUUCAACAUGUUCCACAUGAUCGCUGUGGGAUUAAGUAGCUCAAUACUUGGUUGCCUUCUUACUCUGCUUGUUUACACUUAUUGCCAACGAUAUCAACAACAGUCCCAUGAUGCAACUGUCAUCCACCCAGUGUCACCCGCUCCUCUAAAUACCAGCAUUACCAACCAUAUCAACAAACUGGACAAAUAUGAUUCUGUAGAAGCCAUCAAGGCAUUUAACAAAAACAACCUGAUUCUGGAGGAAAGAAACAAAUACUUCAAUCCACAUCUUACUGCAAAAACUUAUUCUAAUACCUAUUUUACAGAUUUCAACAAUUAUGAUGAGUACUAAUGAGCUAGUGUAUUUUCUGGCCUCCUGUAACUCCCCAGUCCCCAAGGCCUGUGCUACUUGACUGCUCAUGUGAUUGAGGCUUCAGAGAUGAAGUUCAGAGACAUUUCAAGCACGAUCCAAGCCAUCAAUGUCCCAUUGCUGCCAAAAGCCCAGAACACCUGUUUGUGACAUGAUGUUUUCUUUGCAGAGUGCAAGGUUGGCCUUCAGUGUCAGGUGCAGUUAUAGCCCCUUGGUGUUGCUGGACCACUCAUGAGGAUUGCAUCACUUCACUCAGUUUCAUAAACUUCCAGUCAGAUUUCUCUAACAAGUGACUAAGUAAUUCCUAAGCUUUUUUUAAAAAAAGUAAUGUUACCCCUUAAAGCUGCGCCAGGAGUACAAAUCUAAUUUUCUUUCCAAGCAUUGUCUUUUAUUUUC
Messenger RNA from Mesitornis unicolor (brown roatelo), 3609 nucleotides. It is a transcript of the gene SEMA5A, whose product is annotated as sema domain, seven thrombospondin repeats (type 1 and type 1-like), transmembrane domain (TM) and short cytoplasmic domain, (semaphorin) 5A. Gene Ontology annotation, biological process: axon extension; negative regulation of axon extension involved in axon guidance; neural crest cell migration. The transcript is spliced from 21 exons. The record is from RefSeq and is a predicted model, not a curated record. Bases 1 to 3195 code for a protein of 1064 amino acids. Gene Ontology annotation, molecular function: semaphorin receptor binding; chemorepellent activity. NCBI's taxonomy places the organism in Eukaryota, Metazoa, Chordata, Aves, Mesitornithiformes, Mesitornithidae.